GAUAUUUCUUUAGCGACCGUUGCAGAAUGUUUGUACAGUGCCAGAGGUUGUUGGCUACAUCUCUGAGCAGAUUCUCCCCUUCACUAACGGUCAGGUGCAUCAGCUCAUGCUCCCCUCUCUUAGCCAGGAACACAGGCAACAACAGAGGAGAAAAAUUACUGCCCCCAGAAGAGAGAUUAGGCUAUUUGAAGGCUGCUGAGAAAAGGGUAGCGGUAUUUGCUGGUCUGUCUUUGAUUGUGGGUUACUUUGCUCUAAAGUCUGCUUUUUCGAAAAUGUCCUCGAGGAAGGAGGAGCAGGAUAAGAAGAAAGCAGAGCUUGCUAAGGCCUCUUUGCCACGCCCUCUAGUAGUGGCGGGACCCUCCGGCUCUGGCAAGAGCACUCUACUCACUCGACUCUUCAGUGAUAACCCAGACAAGUUUGGAUUCAGUGUGUCACAUACCACAAGGAAACCUCGUCCUGGAGAGGAGAAUGGGAAACAUUAUCACUUUUCCACGAGGGAGUCCAUGCAGAAGGGCAUAGAUGCUGGAGCAUUCAUUGAGUGGGCAGAGUACUCAGGGAACAUGUACGGAACAAGCAAGAAGGCAGUGAGAGAUGUGCAGGAGCAGGGUAGAGUGUGUGUGCUGGACAUUGAAAUGCAGGGAGUGCGUAACCUCAAGAAAACAGACCUGAACCCUGUCUAUGUGCUCAUUCGUCCUCCCUCCAUUGAGGCACUGGAGGAGAGACUGAGAGCGAGACAGACCGAGACUGAGGAAAGUCUCGAGAAGAGGCUGACAAUUGCCAGGGAGGAGCUAGACUAUGCUGAGGGCCCUGGGGUGUUUGACUAUGUCGUGAUGAACGAUAAGCUGGAAACUGCUUACGAAACCUUUAUUGGAGUCAUCAAAAAGGUUGUAAACCUUGAUAAAGAUGAAGGAUCAACUCCUCAGUAGACCUUACAAACGAUGAUGUAACUAUUUUUGUCUAGUACGUAAUAUUACUUGAUAUGAAAAAGAUGAUUACUUGCAUCGCGAUGCAUGCAUGUCCAGA
Halichondria panicea is the source of this 1023-nucleotide messenger RNA. Its product is annotated as guanylate kinase-like. Gene Ontology annotation, biological process: purine nucleotide metabolic process. The transcript has 10 exons. The record is from RefSeq and is a predicted model, not a curated record. The coding region runs from base 27 to 926 and encodes 299 amino acids. Gene Ontology annotation, cellular component: cytosol. Gene Ontology annotation, molecular function: GMP kinase activity. NCBI's taxonomy places the organism in Eukaryota, Metazoa, Porifera, Demospongiae, Suberitida, Halichondriidae.